AUGACUACAACAAAUAAUUUAUGUAGUACAUUCACAGUCCUAAAAAGAAUUUCGCAAGAUCAACGAAAUCAAAUAAAACCUUUUGAAUUUCUGGUAAACAAUCCAAAAUUUUCGGAUAUUCAAUUUAUUAUUGGAAGGGAUAAUCAACAACGGAUUUCAGCACACAAACUUAUUUUAGCUGCUAGGAGUGCUGUUUUUGAAGCUAUGUUCUAUGGUACUCUAGCAACGAAAUCUGACGAAAUUCAGAUACCUGAUAUUGAACCGUCUGCUUUUUUGUCAUUAUUAAAUUUUUUGUACACGAAUGAAGUACAAAUUAGCCCGAAAACAGUUUUGGCAAUUCUAUAUGCAGCAAACAAAUACGAUGUACCAGCAUCAGAAAGUUUACUCGACGAACCACAAUUAGUAGCCUUGUGUUUAGAUUUAAUAAAUAAGAAUACAAUGGAUGUUUUAGAAGCGGAUAGUUUUACCGAUGUGGAUUUGGGUACUUUAAUUUUUAUGUUGGAACGUGAUACUUUACAAGUGUUUGAAUCAAAAUUAUUUCAAGCAAUUGUAUUAUGGUCCGAGGCAGAAUGUGCUAGAAAACAAUUACCUAUAACGCCAGAAAAUCAACGAUCUGUUCUAGGUCAAGCACUGGAACUAAUACGCUUUCCUUUAAUGACACUCAAAGAAUUUGUGAUUGGACCAGUAAAAAGUGGUUUAUUGGAUGGUAGUGAAAUUACCAAAUUUUGUGUGGAUACAGCAUCAAAUGCAAGCUCUACGGAAAUACCUAGAUGUAUUAAAAAUCCUAUUGAAUGUCAUUUUAAAUUUGAUAGUAGCAAUGACACACUAUCGAGAUACGAUACAAGUUUCGAAGAUGAAUUAAAGUUUAUUCGGCCUGUGGUCAUAAUUGGUUUUGUGCUAUGCCCAAUAAUAAUAAAAUAUAAAACUAAUGUUUUGUUGACAUUGAAGGACGUAACAGAAGACACUGUACGUUGCUGUGUUAGUCAGCGCAAUAAUUCAGCUUGCCCUCAAGAUUUGUUGCGUAUAAUUUUUAAUAAACCGAUAAUGGUUAUACCCGAUAAUAAUUACAAGGUUGUCAUUGAAAUUGAGGAGCGCUCUGGUGAUACUCAGAUCCGUAAGAAAUCAGAUGGAAUCAUUUGUGGAUAUGAUGGAAAAAAGCUAGAGAAUUUGAAUCCAACUGAUUACUUUUCAUUUAAAUGCUGGACUGGUAUUAUUUCACAAAUUAUUUUCUACGUUUCACAAGAAAUGAAAUAAUUAUAUAAACAGUUAUAUUAUAUUAUAUGGUUAACUGUUUUGAUGAUGAAAUUUACAUUGCUUUGAGAACCUUGGCAGAAUAGUGAUGAAUAUUUUAGCAUCGUGUGAGAAAACGAAAUCGUCAAGUUUCUAUUAGCGGAGACCUUUGAGUAUUUACGUACUACUGGGAAUAAUAAUUUCAUGUAAAGGAUGAAACUAGGUGUUCGCGAGAGGUUAGUUUACUAACGGAUCUGUAAGUAGCCACUGACAAUUUUGAGCUCGUUCAAUUGACUACUAUUCAUCACCCCAUACAUUACCAACCUAUUUUUUAGGUACAUGGGGUGCCGUAUGCCUUUUGCCUGCAAAUAACUAGCUAGUAAACUAAAUUAGCGCUUUGUUCUGUCAAAUAGUGACUAUUUAAACGUCAUCCAUAGUGACUUUUUUAAACGUCCCCAUAAUUCCACGUUCGCUUAACCUUUGAACUAAGCGUGUCUGUUGCGUGUCUGCCUUUGAAAGUGCUAUUUAUAAUACAGAAAGUAUCUAAGAUAAAAAUUUGGAUUGCGUAUGAUUUAGGUUUCACUUUGGCAGUGACGUAUUUAGAGUCAAAACCGCUCUUGGAUAUUGAAAUUGGUCGCCAUAUUAACGUUGGUUAUCACAAUAAUUUCAAAGGCGCAUAUCUUAUACGGGUAUUUACUUCAAUCUAAGCUUUCAGGUUCGAUUAAAACCUCACUCUGAUUCAUAA
Molecule: messenger RNA, 1975 nt
Organism: Chrysoperla carnea
Lineage: Eukaryota; Metazoa; Arthropoda; Insecta; Neuroptera; Chrysopidae
Product: BTB/POZ domain-containing protein 2-like
Exons: 3
Coding region: 1-1254 (417 amino acids)
Biological process (GO): neurogenesis
Cellular component (GO): P-body; cytosol
Molecular function (GO): protein binding
Source: RefSeq, a predicted model, not a curated record